AUGGAGAAAGUGCCGGGUGAGAUGGAGAUAGAGCGGAGGGAGCGGAACGAGGAGCUGUCCGAGACCGAGAGGAAGGCGGUUCAGGAUACGUGGGCCCGGCUAUAUGCCAACUGCGAGGACGUGGGGGUGGCCAUCCUGGUGAGGUUCUUUGUGAACUUUCCUUCGGCCAAACAGUAUUUUAGUCAAUUCCAGCACUUGGAAGAGCCAUUGGAGAUGGAGCGAAGCCCCCAAUUGCGCAAGCAUGCCUGUCGAGUCAUGGGUGCCCUCAACACUGUGGUGGAAAAUCUGCAUGACCCUGACAAGGUGUCCUCUGUGUUGGCACUGGUGGGCAAAGCCCAUGCUUUAAAGCACAAGGUGGAGCCCGUCUAUUUCAAGAUCCUCUCUGGAGUCAUUCUGGAGGUGGUCGCUGAGGAGUGUGCUAAUGACUUCCCAUCUGAGACGCAGAGAGCCUGGUCCAAGUUGCGUAGCAUCAUCUACAGCCAAGUGACUGCCGCCUACAAGGAAGUGGGCUGGGUGCAGCAGCUCCCCACCACCAACAUUCCACAGGCCACGCUGCCUUCUUCUCGGUCCUAGUGUCCCACUCCCUCCUUUCCCACUCCCUGGCAGCACCUUGAGCAGAAGGCCAAGCUCCAAAGACCAACUUGUUCCUUCGUACCUGGGUGCUGAGGAAGCUGGAAGAAUCAAAAUCAUCUCCAGAGAGUAAGGCUACCACUCUGGCUACCCUAGAGCUGCUGGGAGGUGGCCCUGGCACUCUGGAUGCUGAGUCCAGCCCGGGGCCUACUGGUGAGGGCUACUGAGGGGUGUAGGGGACCUCCCUACAGAGCUGGGCCCACUAUUUGUAGCUUUUCUAUCCACUGUUAGAGAGACCAGGCUGAGGGGCUGGCGGACAGGCGGGGCAGGGUUUGUUACUCUCUCCAAGAAUAAACCAGCCACUGUUUCUAUCUGCCUGACCAGCAUGCAGGUCUCAACGUAACAUAUCUAUAGUAUCAUACACGCACAUCUACUGCAUAUCAAAAUAUAUUAUAUAUACAGUAUAUAUAUAUACAUUAUAUAUAUUUAUAUAUAACCUGUACCUGCAGCUGCAGGCCCUUGGGCCCAGGGGCACAUACUAAAAGCCCCUGUUUGUUUUUUCUGUCCAUCUAUGUCCUGAGGGGAGAGGUUCAUGACCAGGCUCAGGGGAAGGAGACAGCUAGAAAUAAGGGUUCCAUAGAUGAGGGGGACCUGCGUUAGCACGGAAGAGCCUAUAGGGUCCAUUACCCUUGAGAAUGUGAGAUGAACUCAAGCCCAUUUCAGAGAUGGAAAAAGUGAGGUAAGAAGCAGCCCCAUCUUCAUGCUGAAGGGGAAGCAGACAGCCUGCCCUGAACUUGAUCUCCAUCUCCUUUCUUUGCACCUUCAUGCAGAAACAAAACUCUCCAAAAAAAGGGCUUGGCAACUCAUUGACUUUCCUUUCAAGUCAAGUUGGGUCAAUGAUUUUGCUUAUGAUCAGCCUUGAGAGGCUCAGGACGGUGAUGAGGCCACCCUAUCCAAAAUAGGGGGCCACCUGGGUGAGUCCUGGGAAUUUAGUUACCCAAGUAUUGGAAGGCAGGAAGAUGGCAUUGGGGGAAAGACCCAGAAUUUCUAUCCCAGCCUAUCUCCCAUUUCCAACAGAACCAAACCACAGUGAAAGUGUGUUUGAAGGUAACCUCAAGUGGGCUAGCCAUCACAAGUUCCAGCAACCAAAAUAUCCUAUUCCUAUAUGAGAGGAGAAUAUGGGGACAGCUGAAAUGGAUGGAUUUCUUUCCAUAUAUAUUCUUAGAACUUUCCUUUAGAUCUGAAGUUCAGCCAAGGAGAAGAGAAGCCUGAGUGAACCUCUCGCCCUCUCCCCAGAAACCCCUUGUGAUGAGGUGAUCCAAUAUCCCUUCCCAGUCUAAGGUUUUAUGACUGUCUGUCUUCCUAGGCUAGCCUUGCCUUGGGCUCCAACCUCCCUGUGUCUCCCCCUAGUAAUUCGUAUCCCCCAAGGAAACCUUGCUACUGUGGCUGCUAUACCUGUGUCCCAGCCUCCUGUGACCACUCCUGUAACUGCCUGUCCUUUUGUAGGUUUCUGAUGUUUGUAACCAGACCCAACUGUAUCAUUAAACAGAGAUGUUCUUGCUGA
Messenger RNA from Monodelphis domestica (gray short-tailed opossum), 2134 nucleotides. RefSeq names its product cytoglobin (gene CYGB). NCBI's taxonomy places the organism in Eukaryota, Metazoa, Chordata, Mammalia, Didelphimorphia, Didelphidae. Gene Ontology annotation, molecular function: oxidoreductase activity; heme binding; iron ion binding. Gene Ontology annotation, biological process: oxygen transport. The record is from RefSeq and is a predicted model, not a curated record.